UAUUUUAACGAAAGACACAUGGACGCGGCCUUGAUUGAACGCCGCCAUUCACCAUUGUUGGCAGGAAGAGAGAGAAUGAACUAUACACCUUAGCAAGAAGAAGUAUUCCUUGGAUCUUAAAUUAAUCAGAGGACGUUAACGAAUAUUAUAAUGGCUAGAAGCCGAAAGGAUAGUACAGGUAAAAGCGAUUCUGAGGCUACAGAUAAGGAAAGUAAAAGAGAGAGGGGUAGAGAAAAGGAAAGAAAGAAACGUGCUGCAUCUUCUUCCAGCAGUGGUAGCAGUUCAUCGGACAGUAGCUCAGGGUCAUCUAGUUCUAGCAGUGGCAGUAGUUCAAGAUCCAGUUCAUCUUCGAGUACCUCGUCUAGUACUUCUGGAAGCUCGUCUGGAAGCUCCAGAGAUAGAGGCCGCAAAAGAAGUCGCAGCAAGAGCGUUGAUGCAUCCAGACGACAUGAUAAUAAAGAAAAAGAAAGGGAGAAGGAUAGAGACAGGGAAAGGGAAAGGGACAGAGAUCGAGAUAGAGAAAGGGACAGAGAUAAGGAUAAAAAGAAAAGCAGUAAUUCUGUUGUUGAUAAACCAAAACCCAAAGGACGCUCCAGGUCUCCUUCUCCACGACGCAAACGUAGAGAACGCUCACCCAUUCCAAGGCCAACAAAGAUACAUAUUGGUCACUUGACCCGAAAUGUUACAAAAGAACACAUAAUGGAAAUAUUUUCAGCUUAUGGUCAAAUCAAAAUGGUUGACUUCUCAAUGGAUAAGCUUCACCCUAAUCAAGGGCGUGGAUUUGCAUAUGUCGAAUUUGAAACAGCCGAUGAAGCUGAAAAUGCUAUGAAACAUAUGGAUGGUGGACAAAUCGAUGGUCAAGAAAUAACAGCUGCACCAGUAUUGUUACCAAAACCAAGACCAAUACCAAUGCGCAGAAUGUCACCAGUAAUGGGAAGACGUGUACCAUUACGAUGGGGAGGUGGUAGAAAUACUCCUCCACGUUAUCGUAGACGUUCGCCGCCGAUGAAUCGACGCAGAAGUCCUCGCCCACCAAGACGUAGACCCAGAAGUCGUUCUCGAAGUCCACAAAAUAAUCCACGACAUCGACAUCGUCGAUACACAAGAUCCAGUUCGAGCAGUUCUCGAUAACGCUUUUCUUGUAUAUAUUAAUGUUACGAACUGAAUUUUCAUCAAAAAUGAAUUCAUCUGAUUGGUCGUCUUGGUGUAACGGAAAUAAGAAAAAGAAAAAAAAAAAAACAUAGAUAUGCGUAAAAAAACAACAAAAAAAAAGUAAAAAUAAAUAAAUAAGAAACAAUAAUAAAUAAAUUGAACGUCUGAAGGUGAUUUGUGUUUGCAGAAUACUUCUCGAAAUAUCUGCAUUUACAAUCAUUGAUUUUGCACGUUACGAAAAUCUUAAUAAUAAUAAUAAUAAUAAUAUUAAUAAUAAUGAUAAUGAUAUAAUGAUGAUUGAACGUUUUAUCAGUCACCAUGUGUCGUAUUGCGUUACUUUUAGAAAUAUAUUGAUUUCUCACAUGGUUUAUGUAUUAAAGCACUUCAUUGGUAUCUGCGAAUUAUACUCCGGUGAAAUUAUUUUAUGGAAGUUUCUGCAAAAAUAAUGUAAGAACUUAUUCUUAUCGUGAUGAGUAUAUUAUCUUAACCAAUAUCACAAUAUGUAAAAUAAUAUAUAAUAUCUUCUGGAAGAGCUUAUCGGAAAAUUGCAGAGAUUAGAAAUGUAAAAGAAGCCACAGUAAGACCGUUGAUGCAUCCAGAUAACAAUAUAUAUAUAUAUAUAUUUUA
Polistes canadensis is the source of this 1779-nucleotide messenger RNA. RefSeq names its product RNA-binding protein with serine-rich domain 1-B-like. Gene Ontology annotation, molecular function: RNA binding. The transcript has 5 exons. Gene Ontology annotation, cellular component: cytoplasm; ASAP complex; nucleoplasm. NCBI's taxonomy places the organism in Eukaryota, Metazoa, Arthropoda, Insecta, Hymenoptera, Vespidae. The record is from RefSeq and is a predicted model, not a curated record. The coding region runs from base 151 to 1131 and encodes 326 amino acids. Gene Ontology annotation, biological process: mRNA splicing, via spliceosome.